AUGGCCAGCAUCGCCAUCGUCGGCGGCGGCCCAUCCGGCCUGUGUCUCGGCGUGCUGCUGCACAAACAGGGCAUCCCCUUCACCAUCUACGAGCUGCGCGAGCGCCCCUGCCAGGACGCGGCUUCGACACCCUCGGGUAUGCUCGACCUGCACGAGGAGUCUGGCAUCGCCGCCAUCCGCGCGUGCGGCCUCUGGGACCAGUUCCUCCCGCUGACGGCCGACUGCGCCGAGAGCAUGCUCGUCAUGAACGAGAAUGCCGAGGUCACGCACCAGGAUGACGGCGGGCAGGAGUACCGCCCGGAGAUUGCGCGCAGCUUGCUCACCGACCUGUUGCUUUCAGCGGCGCCGCAGGAGAGUAUCCGGUGGCGACACAAGCUGCUGUCUGCAACGCGAACCGCCGCAGGGCGGAUUGCACUCGACUUUGGCGACAACGGCACAUUUGAGCACGAUUUUGUCAUCGGCGCAGACGGCGCGUGGUCCAAGGUCCGCCCGCUGCUGACGGACGUGAAGCCGCAGUACGGCGGCGUCAGCAUUGCCACGAUGCAGAUCCUCGAGGCGACCAAACGACACCCCGACUUAUCCUCCCUGGUAGGAAGAGGAUCCUGCGCCAUCCUCGCGAACCGCAACGGCCUGUUCACCCAUCGCAGCGUCCGAGACUCCAUCUGGCUGUACGUCAUUGUCAGCGGCGACGACGAGCACGCCAUCCAGGACAGGACCACGGGCCUCACGCCGCAGCAAUUCGAGGACCUGAUGACCAGCGACGACAAGCUAUUCGGCACCUGGGACAAGCGGACAAAGGCGCUGCUCGAGACGGCGUGCCGCGAAGAAGGCGACGCAAAGGGCAAGAUCCCGCCCUUGAAGCCCAUGUACAUGCUGCCUCUGGACCACAAGUGGGAGGCGCAGCCCGGAGUGGCGCUCAUCGGCGACGCGGCGCACCUCAUGAUGCCCUGGGCGGGUGAGGGCGUGAACCUGGCGCUGUGGGACUCUCUCGACAUUGCCGCUGCCAUCGCCAAGGCGUGGGAGCAGUGCGGCGGUGACAAUGGCCCUGGGAAGUUCCAAGAGGCGCUGCUGCCACUCAUGGCGGACUUUGACGGAAAGAUGUUUGCGCGGUCGAGCGAGUCCGCGCACGAGACAUGGAAUAACAGCAAGAUCUUCUUUUCCGACAACGGUGCGCAGGACAUGGCGGGCAUGAUGGCCAGGCUGAUGAACGGGCCGCCGCCCGAGUAA
Messenger RNA from Purpureocillium lilacinum, 1227 nucleotides. RefSeq lists its product as uncharacterized. Lineage: Eukaryota; Fungi; Ascomycota; Sordariomycetes; Hypocreales; Ophiocordycipitaceae. The record is from RefSeq and is a predicted model, not a curated record. Gene Ontology annotation, molecular function: FAD binding.